Molecule: messenger RNA, 1915 nt
Organism: Macadamia integrifolia
Lineage: Eukaryota; Viridiplantae; Streptophyta; Magnoliopsida; Proteales; Proteaceae
Product: cystinosin homolog
Exons: 10
Coding region: 86-922 (278 amino acids)
Biological process (GO): L-cystine transport
Cellular component (GO): vacuolar membrane
Molecular function (GO): L-cystine transmembrane transporter activity
Source: RefSeq, a predicted model, not a curated record
CAUACAAAACAUAGAUGAUGGCCAGCUCUUGCUUGUGCCGUCGGAGUUCUGCAACUCUCCCAACGGUUCGGAUUUGAAUUACCCUAUGGGGGAGGAAAUGGCAUCGUGGAACUCUCUUCCUCUGGAAGUCACUUACAACAUUUUUGGUUGGACUGCUUUCAUCUCAUGGUCUGUUAGUUUCUAUCCUCAGGUUAUCCUGAAUUUCAGGAGAAAAAGUGUUGUGGGGUUGAAUUUCGAUUUCUUGAUCCUGAAUUUUACGAAGCACUCAUCGUAUCUCAUCUACAAUGCGUCUCUAUUCUUUAGCCCUGUUCUUCAGAGGCAAUACCACGAGAAGUAUGGCUACGGAGAGAUGAUCCCAGUCGCUGCAAAUGAUGUAGCUUUCUCAGCACAUGCUGUUCUUCUGACAGCAAUCACUUUGUUUCAAGUUCUCAUCUAUGACCGUGGGAAUCAAAAGGUCUCAAAGACUUGUAUAACAAUCACAUCUGCCGUCUGGCUUUCUGCUGUAGUCUGCGUAUUCGUUGCGUGGCCCAAACACUCUUGGCUUUGGCUAAUCUCUGUCUUUAACACAAUACAAGUCAUCAUGACAACCAUCAAAUACAUUCCCCAGGCCAUCAUGAACUGUACUCGGAAGAGCACAGAAGGAUGGAGCAUUGGCAACAUUUUGCUUGAUUUACUUGGAGGUGUGAUGAACUAUGCACAGAUGGCUAUGCAGUCUAUAGAUCAGGGUUCUUGGGUAAACUUCUAUGGGAAUAUAGGGAAGACCCUGCUUUCCUUGGUAUCUAUCUUCUUUGACCUCCUCUUCAUGUUCCAACAUUAUAUCCUAUAUCCUUCCAACAAAAUUAUUGCUUCUUCAAAGGUUGAUUUGGAAAGUACAGCUCCACUUUUGAAUUCCUCCAAUCCCUCCCAGGCAGAAGAUGCAUGAAGUCUAUAGGCUUAUCCUGCCUUGGCAUGUAUUAUUCUUAAAAGUCUCAAUAUACAAGUAAAAGUUGGAACUUGUGUAUCACAAUGCAACAGAGAAAUUAUUAUUGAAUUUUAUUCUCUUAUUUUUGCUUGAUGUAAAUAUUCUUCAUUAAAUUGUAUUAAUAAAGACGGGUCAUAUUCAAGAAUGCCUGUGUUAUUUUUCCUAUUUCACUGUACAAGUUUUACAGGAAACAUGAGGAUCUGAAAUUUUGAAUGCUAGAAAAUUGUAAGAGACCUGAUCAAGUUGGAGAACUUGCCCCAAAAGAAUGUAUCAAAGAUCAAAUAGUUGUGAAUUUUGUAAAGGCAUUGGAAAGGCUGGAUCUGGACAUGCCGAAGAUUGUGAGCGUGAGGAUAACACCACCGAAACUUGACUUCCAUUCUUUCAAUUAAGCAAGCCCAAGAACAAUGUCAGAGCCAAAUACAUCAGUUGACAUGGAUAAGCAUACUGAGAAACUCAGAAGUUCAUCUCUACAUCCAACUCCAUUACUCCAGUGUAUGUGGUCACUGGUAAUUUGGAAGAGAUUGCAUGGAUGAAGAUGGAAGGUUUGGAAAAAUGCUUUCUUUUUUCUUGUCCUAGUCUGAAAAUUGAACCUCGGACCAUCCUAUUAUUUUGUAAUGUUUUCCUCUCAGGUUUGGAAGUGAUCACAUUGAUGGAGGAUGCCUUGUGACGAUUAAUUACACAUAGAUUAGUUACUCUGUAGUUUUGCAUUCAGGCAAGGUUAGUGCAUCAGUUGUGUUACCCUUAUUCCAGAAGAGAUCUUCAAGUUCUGUCUUGUAUUUCAUCCAUUUGAUGCUCUAGGUCAGAAUUCGAUGACCAGAGUAAUCUAGUCAGGUUUAUCUGUCAAAAAAUGCAGAGUGGUUCAGUGGUUCUGGUCCCUAUUGGAUUGCUUUCCCACUGUCAGCCUUUCUACCUAAAGACUUAAUUAUCUAUAGCAAGUUUGUGAUACUGUCUUAA